AUGGGAACUCCUGGAUCAGGACGGAAGAGAACGCCAGUGAAAGACAGGUUUUCUGCCGAAGAUGAAGCUCUGAGUAACAUUGCCAGAGAGGCAGAAGCCAGGCUUGCAGCCAAACGGGCAGCUCGAGCAGAAGCAAGAGAUAUACGUAUGAGAGAGCUGGAACGACAGCAAAAAGAGGAAGAUUCAGAGAGGGCCAGGUAUUCUCACCGGUCCAGUCGACAUUCAUACUUGGUUUCAGAUGAUGCUUUAAGUCUUCCAAGUGUUAGCAGUUUUAGAAGUCAUGUUUACAGUGAAUCUCAUAGUUCAAAGAAGAAAGCUGCUUAUUCCCAUAAAGAUUUAUUGGCGUCUUUGUGUCGUGAUGGAUUACAUAGCUCAUAUAGUUCUCGCACUCUGGAAGAAAAGAGUGAAAAAUCACAUUCAGAAAUAUUUUCAAGGCCAUCAUCUCGCAAUUCAAUAAGUGCAACUCCUCUGAGUGGCAACUCCUCUAGGAGGGGAAGUGGAGACACGAGCAGUUUGGUGGAUCCUGAUGCCUCCCUCAGUGAAUUACGGGAUUCGCUAGCUGAAGUUGAAGAGAAGUACAAGAAAGCUAUGGUUUCCAAUGCUCAACUAGACAAUGAGAAAAACAACUUGGUUUACCAAGUGGAUACUCUAAAGGAUGUCAUUGAGGAGAAAGAAGAACAGAUAGCAGAGUUCUAUAGGGAGAAUGAAGAGAAGUCAAAGGAGUUGGAAAGACAGAAACACACAUGCAGUGUUCUGCAGCAUAAGCUGGAGGAACUUAAAGAGGGCCUUCGACAGAGAGAUGAAUUGAUAGAGGAGAAUCAACGCAUGCAGCAGAAUAUAGACUCCAUAACCAAAGAGGUGUUUGAUCUCCAGGAGACAAUUAAUUGGAAAGAUAAAAAAAUAGGGAAACAUGGAUUAGUUAUUAUUCCAGAUGGCACACCGAAUGGUGAUGUAAACCAUGAAUCAGUGGUUGGUGCAAUAACAGUUGUAUCACAGGAAGCUGCUCAAGUCUUGGAAUCUGCAGGAGAAGGACCACUAGAUGUCCGGCUACGAAAACUGGCUGGAGAAAAGGAAGAACUAUUGUCCCAGGUUAGAAAACUGAAGAUGCAGUUGGAAGAAGAACGACAGAAAUAUUCUAAAAGUGAUGGCAUGAAUCCAGAUAUCAUAGGCAUAGAGAAUGGUUCUGACUUGCAGCUGAUUGAAAUGCAGAGAGAUGCCAACAGGCAAAUUAGUGAAUACAAAUUUAAGCUUUCAAAAGCUGAACAAGAUAUAACUACCUUGGAACAAAAUAUUGGACGACUUGAGGGGCAGGUUGCAAGGUAUAAAAAUGCAGCAGAAAAUGCAGAAAAAGUAGAAGAUGAACUCAAAGCUGAAAAGAGGAGGCUUCAGCGAGAGUUAAGAACAGCACUGGAUAAGAUAGAAGAGAUGGAGAUGACCAAUAGCCACUUAAUGAAAAGGCUGGAGAAGAUGAAGGCAAAUAGGACUGCGCUUUUAUCUCAACAGUGAAGUGGAAAUUGCAAAUAUGAUGCACUGCUCCUUGAAUAACUAGCCCCUAGCUUGUUUUUUAAAUACAGACUUUCAUUGGCACAAACUAUUUGAACACAGCUGUUCAUUGGUGUGUUAGUUUCAUAAUUAAAUGGCAUACUUCUGUUUUGUAACUUAUGAGAGAAUGAAAUGUAAUUUGAAUUCCCAUGUGAAUGACAGCAGUUUUUCUGUAGCGUUUGAUUCUAGAGUCAGAGCUGGAGCACAAUGCUGUAUUUUCAACUUAGUAAUAGAAAAUGUUUUUACAACGGUGGAAUCAAGUUUACUCACAAUCUCUUUGGCUGCUUUAAUGAUGCUUGAUGCUCAGAGACAACUGCAUGAAUUCAAGACAACACUGUAUUACUGUAUUAUAAACUAACAUAUAUUUGCUCAAGACAUCACACAGCACAAGUGCCUUUUAUCUGGUGCAAUUUAGACUUCAUUGUUGAAAUAACCUUUGAAAUCAGAUAACAUUUUAUUUUAAGAUACAUUUGGGGUAUUCACUAAACUUUAUACAUUUUGAAAAUACAUUUUUGUAAAAUAUUUAAAUUUAUAAGAAAAAAAAUAGGGACUGUAUAUAAAAACCUGCUUUUUUGCAUGGGCAUAUCUGAGUUCUAGGCAAUUUUGUUAAAUACUAGCCCCUGAUACUCUUAGUAUUAAAGAGUGCGGAUUUAAAAACUUCUG
Molecule: messenger RNA, 2205 nt
Organism: Leptosomus discolor (cuckoo roller)
Lineage: Eukaryota; Metazoa; Chordata; Aves; Leptosomiformes; Leptosomidae
Source: RefSeq, a predicted model, not a curated record